Molecule: messenger RNA, 3868 nt
Organism: Helicoverpa armigera (cotton bollworm)
Lineage: Eukaryota; Metazoa; Arthropoda; Insecta; Lepidoptera; Noctuidae
Product: ATP-binding cassette subfamily G member 4
Exons: 11
Coding region: 427-2295 (622 amino acids)
Biological process (GO): transmembrane transport
Cellular component (GO): membrane
Molecular function (GO): ATP hydrolysis activity; ABC-type transporter activity; ATP binding
Source: RefSeq, a predicted model, not a curated record
AUGUGAACCUUCGAUGUGAACCUUGUAGAUUAAAUAAAUCAAUUGUGCAAUGUUUAGAACAUUGCUAAACCCAAAAUACUACCCAAGCCACGCCAAAGUCUAAUUAUAAAAUGAAAUUGUGUCAUCUGUGCACACAAUAAUUAGCGAUAACGACUACUAGAGGGCCGUGUUGCCGACUGCUGACAGCUGACGGCCAUGUGGGGAGUGGGGGAGAACGACCGAUAAUCGUCGGCGGAGCAGCGCCAGCCGCCUGCGCAGCGCAGUGCGCCAUCUUUAGCCAGCGCGUCAGGGCGUCACGCAACUGUCGCGCUACGCUCUUUGUUUACAUCGCACGAGUUUCUUUGUUCGAAUUAGCGCGCGAUGGAUAAAGUGCGUCUGUUUGUGAUAUAGUUAUAUUUUUGUUAGUGUGAGUGAAAGUUUGCGAACAUGGCCAGCGAACACUCUGAGUCCCAGGAGACCAACUCUACGUCGCUCGUGGAGGACUCGCUCAACAUAUCGUUUGAAGACAUCAGCUACACUGUGCGACAUGGAAUCUUGGCGGGAGGACGCAAGACGAUACUCAACGAGGUUUGCGGCACGUUCAUCGCCGGCGAGCUGACGGUCAUCAUGGGACAGUCCGGGGCCGGCAAGAGCACUCUCAUGGACAUCCUAGCGGGAUAUACAAAACCGACAAGUGGCAAUAUCUACGUCAAUGGACGCGUGCGAAAUGAGAAAAUGUUCAGAAGACGAUCAUGUUACAUUCUACAGGACGACAGGGUGCAAGAUAUGCUCACGAUACAAGAAUCACUUCACAUAGCCGCUGAUCUCAAAUUAGGAAAUCAUAUUAGUAAACAACAAAAAAAACGACGGGUAGAAGAAAUAAUCACAUCUCUUGGUUUAAGUGCAGCACGACACACGAGAGCUGGCAAUUUGUCUGGUGGUCAGAAGAAAAGGCUAGCUAUAGGUCUAGAAUUAAUCAGUGACCCUCCGGUCAUGUUUUUAGAUGAACCUACCAGUGGGCUGGAUAGUUCAAUAUCGAAGCAAAUAGUAUAUUUACUUCACCUUUUAGCGCGGCAAGGGCGGACGGUGGUGGUGACUAUGCACCAGCCGUCCGCCGCACUCUUGCACAUGGUGGACCGGCUGUAUGCCGUGGUGGGGGGACGCUGCGCAUACGUCGGGUCUGUGCCGCAGCUUCUGCCCUAUCUAGAGCAAAUGGACUUGAUGUGCCCGCCUUAUCACAACCCUGUUGAUUUCUUAAUCGAAAUAUGUGUGGAUAAUGCGAGCAAACUGGUCGAGAAUUCUGAAAAUGGAAAGAAUAAGAGGUGGAUCACAAACGUAUCUCAUGAGACUGAUAGUAAAAUAAUAGAAAAAUCUAAUCUAAAUGCUGCUGUGUAUGAAGAGGUUUGUCUGACGACGUUACCUGCCCCUAAAGAGGACCCAACGAGUAAAAUACUAUUAGCACUUAAGAGUACCUACUCCACGUCACCAUGGAAACAAUUCAUCACCCUCACUCGGAGAUCGCUACUGUCAUUAUGGAGAAACCCAUCGUUCACGUUAAUGACAACGGGCAUCCACUGCGCCAUGGCGUUGUUCCUCGGCUUUCUGUUCUACAACGUCGGCGAGGACGCGGCCUACGUGCGGACCAACUACAACUACCUGUACUUCAGCCUCAUGUUUCUUAUGUUCACCGCCUUCAGUGCUGUUACUAUUAGCUUCCCCGAAGAAAUCCCCCUGAUCCGACGGGAGCACUUCAACCGAUGGUACACAGCGGGCGCCUACUACAUGUCGACCAUCGUAUCGACGCUACCCACUCAGACUGUCUGCACUCUCUCCUACGCCAUCAUCACGUACUGGCUGACGGGCCAGCCCACUGAUAUCCGUAGAUUCGCUGGCUUCUGCUGUGUGCUGCUGUUGGUCUCCUAUGUGGCGUUGGUUAAAGGACUCCUCGUUGGAUCCUUGUUUAAUGUUAAGAACGGAGUAGUAUUCGGUCCAUUCUUCAUAAUGCCGUUCACCAUAUUCUCCGGGUUCUUCCUCCGUUACUGCGACGCACCGUUCUUCGUGCGCUGGUUAUUCCAAGCUUCAUUCCUCAAGCACGGCUUAGUUGGGCUGGUCCUGUCCAUCUACGGCAUGGAUCGGCCCAACCUCGUCUGUUCGGAACUCUACUGUCACUACACGUACCCCACUCAGUUCCUUAUGGACACCUUCGUCUUAGGUGAGAAGUUCUCCAUGCUUAUCGUAGCCUUACUUAGCAUAGGUUCUAUUGUUAGUAUACUAGCCUUUCUAAUACUAAAAAUUAGAUUAAAGAACAAAUGGUGAUUUAAUAAGGUAAGUGUAGUGCGACGAGAUGUGGAAAUCUCGUUUUUUUAUGACAAUACAACUAGUCUGUUCGUGGUCGCAAACUGUAGAGUAAGCGAUGUGUAUCACGUCUGCAUUAUUUUAUGAUAUCGUAACCAAACGAGUUUCGUCGGUAAAUAUGUAACUGAGAAACACAAGUAUUUGAUAUUGUGAAAAGUGCUCCAAUUUUAUAAAGUACCUUAUGUCAUUGUACGGGAAUAUUGUAAUAGAAAUACUGAUAUUAUAUUGAUUUGUAGAGUUUUGCUAAGCUUGAAGAAUAAAUGUAGUCUUCUGAGAUACAAAGUAGAUUGUACAUCUUAUAUUAUUAAGUAUAUUAGACAUUCCAAUGUAAAUAUUGUACAUUUUAAGCUACAAUUUAUUACCAGAGAGAAUACGUAUUACCAAAUAUAUUUUUUAAUUUUAUCGAACAAGACAUUUCUUUGAUUUUUCACACUAUCACCCUUUAUUGCCUCAUAAAUCGUAAAAUCAACCCAAAAUAUUCUUUGUAAAACUUAAAAACCACUGCAUACAUGAAACUAUCAGUGGUAAUAAAACAAAAUUAUAAGGCAUAUAAUCCUAAGAAAGAUUUUAAAGGCUUGAUAUGACAGGAUCACUUUUGAUGGAUCUAUCGGAAGCUUUCGAUACCUCUAAUCAUGAUAGCAGUUAUUGGUAAGCAUUAGUUUCAAGGAUUAUUUAUAAAAUUGACACGGGCAUUUGAUUUUCAUUUCCAAUACAGAUGUAUACCUUGAAAUUUUAGAUAAAUACAUUUAAACUGUAGUUGCAUUUUAGCUCAUUAUGUAUUUUUACUUGAUUUUGGAUAUAUUUUAAUUUGGUAUUUAACGUCAAAUAAUAUUAGUAAGGCUAUUUUAAUUGUAAAUAAGUAAAUUACGUUCAUAGAAUAAAUAAAAAUACAAAGGGAUUUUAUUGUAUUAAUUUUUUGGUUGGAAUAAUUCUGUGUUACGUUAUAUUAUAUUUUAUGUACCUAUUUAUAUUAAUCAGAUAAUGUUACCUGAUGUAAAUUCAAAUCAUUAUAUCGCGUCGUAUAUGAUUUAGUGUACAUUGUAUGUUUUUACUUAAGUCUUGCCAUAACGCGUAUGAGUCAUAAAUGUAACAAAUGCAAUAAUGUUAAACAAUAAAUAUGUAUUUAUCAAGUUGUAUACAUAUCAUUGAUUUGAUUUCACUAGUCAGAUACAGAUAUAACUUUUAAACGCUUCAGGUCGUUUGUUUGGUUCAGUCAUAAACUUUCAGUGCUUAAUGUAUUUACUUUAAUAUAAGCGUUUUGACUGAAAUAAUGAUAACAGAAAAAGCAGUUAAAUUUGUUAGUAAAAUAAUGGUUUUGUCUACAAAGUCCAAAUACUCAGAUUUAACCAACACAAACAAGUUAAUUUUUAAUGCUAAAAGAAAAUGGGCUCGAGAAGGAAAUACCUAUGUAAGUAAAAAAUAUUUUAAUAAGUAUUUUUUAAAGAAUUGUAUGAUAGUACUUGCAGACUCAAUGACGCAAGAGACAAAUAAAUGUACAUACCGAAUAACUUGACGAAUAAACCAUUCAACCUUA